Insectozyma verbasci is the source of this 411-nucleotide messenger RNA. Lineage: Eukaryota; Fungi; Ascomycota; Pichiomycetes; Serinales; Debaryomycetaceae. The record is from the annotation of a GenBank genome assembly.
AUGUCCGUAUCUCCAAAUUCAAGAGAUUCAGCACUUCAAAAAGAAUAUGAAAGCUUAAAAGAAAUAAAUUUAACUUUAUCUGGUUUAUUGUCAACGAUUAGAAAAGUAGAAAAUGACAUAGAUCUAUUUAAUUCAUCAACUAAUAAUACCAUAAUAUUGAUGAAUAAAUGGCAAAAGAUACUAAAUGACUCAAAUAUAACUAAAGAGAUGUUGAAUGAUAAAUCAUAUGUACCUGGUGAAGAUGAUGAAAGGGAUGAUGAUGAAGAAAAUGAAUUAAGAAAAUUAGAAUCAAAAUUAAGUAGUAUAAAUGAUGAAAAUCAGAAAUUGAAUCACCAAUUACAGGAGCAAAUCAGUAGAAAAGAAAUUAGCAUUAACAGAGCAAGAGAAAGAAAGAGAAGAUUAGGUUUGUGA